AUGGAAUAUAGACUUAGAAGUUCAACAGAAUCAUCGCUCUUCCUUCUUGAAGACAUUCUUGCAAUUGAUUGCAUCGAACCUCUGAAUCAGUGAUUCAAAUUAGAUAUAUUUACUUAUACUGGGGAUCAAGAGAGAGUCAUUAUCAGGAAUUUAGAAGAGGGAGAAUGAACUUAUUGAUGUAUGACAAAUGCCAAAUUCAAUACAAUACAAUUCUCAAAGACCAAAUAAAACCUAUAGCCUUUCAAUAUGGAAAGAAAAGGACGAUCCUUUCUACGACCUCAUAAAAAUUCUGACCACUUUUGGACGCUGAAACCUCAAAGAACUCUCUAUCUCGAACCAGCUACCAACUUGUACCCCAAUGACCACUCCCAUCCUGCUCCAAAUCACCAAAAUCCUUUGCAACUCACUAACCAUAUUCAGCCUGACUAAAUUCCGACUGACUGCUCGCCACUUCAACAUCAUUCUAAACACCAUACCUCAAACAGUCAUCGCUGAAAUCCAAAAAUGAACCGUCACUCUUCGGCCAAGGCCACUGACCUUCACUUGAAAGCCCCUUCUCAAGUACUUACGUCUUUCAACGGUUAUUUUCAAGACUGAUUCCGAUGAAGAAGCGGCAAGCCAGCUUCUUAGGAUGGUUACUUCAAGAGGGCUCUCGAAGAGUUUGGUAGAAUUGGUACUGAAAACGAACCUUAGAUUUCCGCCUGCUUCUGUUGUGAAGGGGAUCUACGGUUUGCCAUAUGCCAAGGUUACUACUUGUUAAGAAAUGUGGCUUUUAAGAAGAGUUAAGCCUCAGUUUUGUAGAAUAGGGUAGAGAAACCUGGCUCCAUAAAGAGCACAGGAAGCUUAGGGAUUGCUCAGGGGCUUCAUUGUUAGUCAGAAGGGUUCAGCAUUUUUUAUUGUGGAAAUUGGGGAUUUUUAAAUAGUGUGUUUUCAAGGACGUUUGUUUAAAG
This is a messenger RNA of Moneuplotes crassus, 950 nucleotides long. The record is from the annotation of a GenBank genome assembly. Lineage: Eukaryota; Ciliophora; Spirotrichea; Euplotida; Euplotidae.